This is a messenger RNA of Brachypodium distachyon (stiff brome), 1610 nucleotides long. RefSeq lists its product as uncharacterized. The transcript is spliced from 2 exons. Lineage: Eukaryota; Viridiplantae; Streptophyta; Magnoliopsida; Poales; Poaceae. The coding region runs from base 140 to 1324 and encodes 394 amino acids. The record is from RefSeq and is a predicted model, not a curated record.
AACAAAAAGAAAGAGCCACCUCGCUGUAAAAUGCCCCAAAUAAGCUGCAGAAGAAGAAGCUUUCUUUGCGAAAGGCUGCAGUUGGUUUGCCGUCCAGAAGAGAAAUUAAGGCCAUUAUAUAAGAACCAUCCCAUCCAUCAUGCGUUUCUCUGGCGCCAAAAACACACAAAGCAAUUCCCCUCAUCAUGCCACCCAUAUAGGCUUCUCCUACUCCUCAUCAGUGAUCACUCUCCACGCUCUCACUAGCUCGGCCGCCUACUGCAGCUCCUUCUCUCUCAAGCCAACCACGCGCGUGCAUCCUUGCGCACGCGCGCGACGAGAGCGAGAGAUGCCUCCCCAGCUUCACCGCUCUCUCCUCCUCCUCUACGUGGCGGCAGCGGCCGCCGCGGCAUUGCCGGACCCGGCGCCGCUCGACCCGGGCCUGUUCCUGCCGUCGGCAACCCCGGCGCAGCCCGGCGCGGCCACGAUCCCGGCGUUCCCGGAGCAGUCGGACGCCGCGGCAGGGGGGGCCUCCUCGACGUGCCCGCUGGCCCCCUCCCCGUGGCUCCUCCCGGCCGUGCUGUCCUCCUGCGACGCCGACGGGGCGCUGCCCGCGAGGCUCCGCUGCUGUCCGGCCCUUGCCGCCUGGCUCUUCGCCGCGUACGCGCCCGUCGCGCUGGCCGCGAAGCCCGUGAAGCCGCCGCCGUCCGCGGCGCCCGUGGACAUGCCGGUGCCGCCGGACGACUCGGAGGCGUGCGCGGGCGCCGCGGAGCGCGCGCUGCGGUCCGAAGGGGCGGCGCUGCCGCGCCCGCCGGGGGCCAACGGGACGUGCGACGUGGCCUUCUGCUACUGCGGGGUGCGGCUGAGGAGGCUGACUUGCGGGGCGCAGCCGACGGGCAAUGCUGGCAUGUGGAGCCCCGCGGAUGCCGCGGCGAGGAGGCUGGAGAGGGACUGCGCGAAGCCCGGCGUUCACGGCUGCUCCAAGUGCCUCCGUGCUCUUGCCACGAUAAAGGCCGGAGCGGCGGCGGGGAAGCAUGGCGACGGCGCGUCCAGCGAGCGGGACUGCGAGCUGAUAGGGAUCAUGUGGCUGCUGCAGCGCAACGCCACGCGCUACGGCGCCGCGGCCACGUCCGUGAUCCGGGCCCUGAUGGCCGCCGACGAGGCGUCCGCGGCCGGCGUGGCAGCGGCGGCGGGGUCGACCGCGGCGUGCUCGCUCUCCGUGGACGACAUGCCCCUCCCGGCCCAGUACGCGCGGCUCAGCGAGGCCAGCGGGCCGCCGCUUGCUGUCCGCGGCUUCCGCCUGAUCCUGUUGCUCGCCAUAUCCUGUGUCGUGUACGCGCUGUAGCCACCCGUGGCUGAAUUUGAUUUUGUUAUACGGCCUCCGGUUUUCUUCCGAGUUUGUAUGAGAUGGUUCGUAUCAUGCGAGCUGUAUACAUCAGUCUCUAAGUCGAGUGAUGCCAGGAAAUCUGGAAGGAAAAGAUGAGGUAUAUUUCAACGGUCGAAAAUUCAGCUGACCAAAAGCAGGAUCCAAACCAGGUUUGUCCACAAAUGAAAAAGAAGAUGGCAUCGGCCAAUCGAGCUGUGCUUAUGCAAUUUUAAGUCGUAAGUUACUGUUAUUAUAUGAUCUUCAA